Calliphora vicina (urban bluebottle blowfly) is the source of this 1017-nucleotide messenger RNA. RefSeq lists its product as uncharacterized. The record is from RefSeq and is a predicted model, not a curated record. The transcript is spliced from 4 exons. Bases 161 to 724 code for a protein of 187 amino acids. NCBI's taxonomy places the organism in Eukaryota, Metazoa, Arthropoda, Insecta, Diptera, Calliphoridae.
UCGAAGCAACAGUGCAACUGGGAAAACUACGCAACAGUUGAUUUUCACCAUUUAUAAUUUAAUUUUUAAUUGCAUUUGUGUUUGAGGCAUAAAAGAAAAGUAAUUUUAUAACAAUUAUUGAUAACCAAGUAAUUAUCAAAUUAAUUUGAAUACAUAAAAUAUGAAUCAUCUGUGUGGCAUACGUUUGUCCACGGUUGGUGUGGUUGUGGGAUGGUUCAAUUUAAUUGGAGCCGUUUUUUCCACCAUCCUGCUAAUUGUGGCCUUUACACGUAUCGAUGAAGUCGUUCAAAUGAUAGAAGAACAAAUGAAGGAUCCCAAUAAUGUUGACAUACGUACAGCUGUUAUCAUUGCAUUAAGUAUUUAUCUGACUGUAAGUUUGGCGAAUGUAUUUGCCUCGGCUAUGCUGAUUGUGGGUACUGUCAAAGAAAGACACUUGUUAUUGACGCCCUGGCUUAUAAAUGCAUACAUCUUUAUAUUCUUCAAUGUCUUGAAUUUCAUUUACAUGACUUAUGUGUCCAUUGUUAGCAGCGUUCCUAUAGGUUCGAUGAUAUUUGCUAUAGUAGCAGCAGGCCUAAGUUUGGUCUUUCAGUGCACUAUUUGGAAUGCUAUUUAUUCGCUGUAUCAACAGAUUCGUGCUAAUCGUGAUCUACAGCAACGUCUCUUGCCCACCACCUCCAAUAAUUCGUAUACCAAUUACACCAAAAUGCCAGCAACACCAAAUUAAAUUUGAAUUUGCCCGAAAAGAUCUUAAUUUGUUAAAUUUCGCUUGUCAUUGUAUUUAACCGAUAUAGGUAUACGUUUUAUUUAAUGUGGCCGUAUUGAAAAAAAAAAUAGUAUUUGUUUAAACUAUACAUUAUUCUCAAGGUGUAUAAUCAAAUUAAUCUCCUUUGUAUACUAUACACAUGUCGAUAUAUACUUAUCUACAUAAAUAUCUACAUACAUUUAUAAAACUAUACAUAUAAAAUAUAUACAUACAUAUAUUUAAAUAUAAAAUUUCUUUAAAAUUGAUGUAAAUAA